Lolium rigidum is the source of this 966-nucleotide messenger RNA. Its product is annotated as ethylene-response factor C3-like. Bases 8 to 823 code for a protein of 271 amino acids. Gene Ontology annotation, molecular function: DNA-binding transcription factor activity; DNA binding. The transcript has a single exon. The record is from RefSeq and is a predicted model, not a curated record. Gene Ontology annotation, biological process: ethylene-activated signaling pathway; regulation of DNA-templated transcription. Lineage: Eukaryota; Viridiplantae; Streptophyta; Magnoliopsida; Poales; Poaceae.
UCCAAUAAUGUCGUCUGAUCCUAGCAGCACCGCUUCUUCUUCAUCUUCUUCUCCACGCCUCACCACCGGCGUCGUCAAUUUCUUGACCCGUCGCGCCAUGACCACGCUCCAACGAGCAGCAGCAUGCCACCAGCUCCCGAGCGCUCAACUCCACUCGCCGGGCUCCUCCACCAGCUCGGCCGACUCCGCGCCGUGGCACCGUGCCCCGGCCACUCCGCCUCUGCUCCCGUUCGACACCAACGACGCCGACGAGAUGCUCCUGCUCGACUUGCUCUCCCACUCCCAGAACGCCCCCGUGCAAGCCCCCAAGACGGAGACACCAAUGAAACAAGAGGCAGCCGAGGGGCACAACGGCGGCUGUGGGCGUGCGUUCCGCGGGGUGCGGAAGCGGCCGUGGGGCAAGUUCGCGGCGGAGAUCCGUGACUCGACGCGGAACGGCGUCCGGGUGUGGCUGGGCACCUUCGACAGCCCGGAGGCGGCGGCGCUGGCGUACGACCAGGCCGCCUUCGCGAUGCGUGGUGGCGCCGCCGUGCUCAACUUCCCCGCGGACCAUGUCCGGCGGUCGCUGGACGGCGCCGGCGACGACGUGUGCGGCCGCGCCGACGGGGUGUCGCCCGUUCUGGCGCUCAAGCGACGACAUUCUAUGCAUCGGAGGCGGCCGCUUGCGGCGAACCGGAAGCCAAUGGUCGCCCGGCGGCCGGAGUGCGUGAUGGAGCUGGAGGACCUCGGCGCAGAAUACCUCGAGGAGCUGCUCGGCGCCUCCCAGGACGACAUAACCUCCGCCGCCUCCAUUUCAUGGUGCUGGAGCCACCACUCCGCCUGACUUUGCAGUGAGCUUGAUCGACAAGAAUAGUGUUGGUGAGAGUUGUUGAAGAUGAUGGACCGGUUUCUUUCUUUUCUUCCCUGUAUGUGUGAUAGCCCCGAUUGUGUGUUGGACAAUUCAGCUAGACGUUUCUUUAGGAUCCA